Molecule: messenger RNA, 2527 nt
Organism: Oncorhynchus gorbuscha (pink salmon)
Lineage: Eukaryota; Metazoa; Chordata; Actinopteri; Salmoniformes; Salmonidae
Exons: 4
Coding region: 301-1272 (323 amino acids)
Source: RefSeq, a predicted model, not a curated record
GAUCAAAUGUCUCCCUGUACAAUGGCACCGGAGAAGAAGGCAGACAUUUUACGUUCCCCCAACCGAUUGUGUUUUUUGUUAAUUUAUCUUCGUUGUUUCUAACUUAUUUUUUAAACAAAUGUUGUACAUAAUGUUGCCACUACCAUCUCUUAUGACCGAAAAUAACUUCUAGACAUCAGGACUGCGAUUACUCACUCAAGGACUGUCAGAAUCAUUUUUCUUCUUUCCCGACUCUGACUAGCCCAAAGCAGAAGAUAUACACGGCUCCCUCGGGAACAGACCCCAACCCCUGUGAUCUGCAUGAAGAGGAGGCGGAGAAACGACGACAAUAUAAAACCACGACAAUAUCAACAUACAUUACACCCGUGUGCCCCCAAAAACAUUGUUUGGGGGACUGCCUCUCGUGCCUGUCGUGCUGCAGUGCUGCCUCUUCAUAUCGCCGCCGCUCAGCUUUCGCUGCCUCCAGCUCUGCCUGUGCCCAGGGUCCCUUGCUGUCAAGUAUCUCCUCCCAUGUCCAGGAGUCCGGAGAUCGCUGCUGUCCGAUACCAUGCUGCUUGGUCCUUGGUUGGUGGGUGUUUCUGUAACGGAUCUCGUCCUCCUCUUCUGAGGAGGAGUAGCGAGAAGGAUCGGAGGACCAAUGCGCAGCGUGAUCUGAUUGAUGCUGUAAAUGUGUCGGGAAAACAGGGAAUGAAAGUAACUGUCCCGACUGGACUUACUUACCUACCUAGCGGCAUUGUUAUAGCAUGGUCUUUCCUAUUGAAUCAUUCAGAUGUAUUUGAUAACAUAGCUAUGCUGAAUGCUGGUAUGAUUACAACGGACCACAGUAGGAAGUUCAAAGACAGACUGAAGCUGGAUACUCAGACUGGAUCUCUCACCAUCAGAAACCUCAGCAUCAGCGACUCUGGACUUUAUAAAAUACUUUUCAUCAAUACACAGAGUUCAUCUCAGAUUACAAAUCUAACUGUCUAUGCCUCAGUGUCUGCUCCUCACAUCAGUCACUCAGUGGACAGUCCGUUUGAAAAAGUGAGCUGUUCCUUGGUGUGCACUGUGAAGAACGGGAGAGAGGUGAUCUUGUCCUGGUACAGAGGAGGGGAGAUACUCAACCAGACCAGCAGCCCUGAUCUUCUAGCCAAUAUCUCUCUCCCUCUGGAGUUAAACAAAAGAAAUGUUGACACCUACAGCUGUGAGGCUUCCAACCCUGCUGACUCAAAACCAACUCCUUUAUUUCAAUGCAGCCUGCAAGCAAAGAGAAGAAGCCCAACAUUAUACUGAAGUGAAAUUUCAUAGAAUGGUUGGGGAUACACUGGUAUCUGGCACCGGAGGCGUCUGUUUACCAGAAGAGUCUGUUUUGUACUCAGAUGUCAGAAUCUUACCUUUUGUUCAGACGGGACUGGAUUCAAUCACUCCUCUCUCAAAGCUGUGACCUUGGCGUGGUUUAGAGGCUUGUGUGUCUCAAUGACCCUGAGAGCUACGCCGGAGGGGGCUUGGGCCCCUGGUAGACUUAGCCAUGCCGGAUUGGUCACCGGUGAGGGGCCAAUAACAGCAUUGGUCCUACAUGUUUCAAGUCGUCAUGAUGCUAUAGGUAGGCAACCAUACCACUGUGUCAAUGUUACAUGCUGUGUGUAUGUCUUUACCGUCAUUUUAAAUGUGUAUUUUUCAUAGUGCUGUACCUUACUUUGCAAGAAAUGUGAUUGAUAAAAAUGUAAUAUUAUUGUUGUUAUUUAGGUCAGAACAUUUGUCUGAAAACCGGGAUUAGUAGCAUGUAAACAAGCAAAUGAGUUAAAUCAUGGCACCACAUCCACUUCCUGAAACACUUUUACCAUUUAUUUUCAAAAUGAUUGCAACCGACUCUCCAAACCUGCUGAUCUCAUGGGCAGGUUUAAGCUUGUGGAUGAAUGUUUUCAUGUAGGUUUGUCCUGCCUUUAUCUUCCCUCUAGAGAGUCUUAUGUUCUCCACUCUUUACCAAACUACUGUGAUGACUGUUCUGUGAGGAUCCAAAUAGGUCAGAUUAGCUUGGAAACAGAUGAUUUCAACCAGACCCUCUCUCAGCCACAGAGAGGGGGAGGCGGGAGUUGGUGGGGGGGUUGACACCUCACGCCCCGUUGUAAAUUACAGGAGAGGAGAUCCAGGGUCUCCCUCUACAAAUACACAAAGGAAUGUGCUUUGUCUCCCGCCAAAACUCUAACUCGUUCUAAAGUGAAUACUGGAACAAUAUUUUUAACAUAGAACAUGGGGGGAAUGGUCAGAGGCGAUCUAAAGAAUAAUAAUGUCAUACGGGUUGUUAUUUUUUUAUGUAAUUAAAAAAGCUAUAAAGGAAAUACUGUAACUUGAAAGUAUAUACACCACAUGUACGAAGUCUCCAUCCUUAAUGUUGUGUAUGAAAUAUGAACGAUUGUGAAAUUAUUUUUGUUAACUUCUUUGAUAUAGGGGGCGCUCUUUAAAUUUUUGGAUAAAAAAACGUUCCCGUUUUAAGCACGAUAUUUUGUCAUGAAAAGAUGCUCGACUAUGCAUAUAAUUGACAGCUUUG